Molecule: messenger RNA, 2544 nt
Organism: Fusarium redolens
Lineage: Eukaryota; Fungi; Ascomycota; Sordariomycetes; Hypocreales; Nectriaceae
Exons: 3
Coding region: 1-2544 (847 amino acids)
Molecular function (GO): protein binding; ADP binding
Source: RefSeq, a predicted model, not a curated record
AUGGCCGAGGCCGUAGGGCUCGCCGCGAGUAUCAUCGCCAUCGUCGAACUCUCUGCUAAAGUUGGGAAACUCUGCGUCCAGUAUUCGACGGCUGCUGGGAAUGCUAGAGCCGACAUUACCCGGCUCCAAAUUCGGCUGAAAGACCUGAACGUGUGCCUCGAAGCGGCCCAGCGACUCCUUGACGAUCCCAAAAAUUCCAGCUUGGCGACAUCACGGUCGCUGAUUGAUUCUCUAAAUGGAUGCAGAACAGAACUGGCAGAAGUUCAGGAUAGGUUGGACCCUGGUAGUGCGCGAAAAGCCAUGCGUCGCUUCGGUCUUCGUGCACUGAAGUGGCCUUUCGACAGCAAGGAAAUAAGUACGGUUGUAUCGAAUCUUGAGCACUACAAGCAGACUAUUACGCUCUGUCUACAAGUUGAUCAGACGACAAUUUUGCUCGACAUGUCUCAAAAGUUCGACGGUAUGGCGCUGAAGCAGCAGGGCGAGAUGGGAAAAGAUCGUACGCCGUGCUUCAAUAUCCCCUUCGAUCGAGAUCACGAUUUUGUCCCACGUCCCGAUAUGACGGCAUGGCUUAGAGAGAAGUAUGGUAACCUCACUGGUCGCAUGGCUCUCGUAGGCAUGGGAGGCUUUGGUAAAUCGCAGGUUGCCAUUCACUUUGCGCAUUCCAUCCAUGAAGAGUCUCCUGGGAUUAAUAUCUUUUGGGUCCAUGCAAGUUCAAAAUCGAGGUUCGAAGAGGCCUACCGCGCCAUAGCAGAACGGGUGAAACUACCCAAGCGAGACGAGCCAAGCACAAACAUACUUGCUCUUGUUCGUGACUGGUUACAGGCGGAUGAUUCUGGUUCUUGGCUGAUGAUUCUCGACAAUGCCGACGAUAUUAACCUCUUCUACCCCAAAGGCACUGAUGAGCGACCGUUGGCAUCGUUCCUACCCAAGCGUCACAAUGGCACCAUCCUCGUCACAUCCCGCAGCCUCGACGUAGCCGAAAGGCUGGCGGGCAGUCGGAGGAACAUCUUUCAGGUGACUACUAUGGACGAGGCUCAAGGUCUACAUCUUAUCCAAAAUAAGCUCACAGGCCAAUUCGACGAACGAGCUGCUGUCAAACUUCUUCGGGCUUUGGAUUAUAUCCCUCUCGCAAUUACGCAAGCCGCAGCCUACAUCAACCGACGCUCGCCUCGGGAGUCGGUUGAAAGCUACUUGGAAGCAUUUAAAGAAAGUGAUCAGAAGAGAAACAGUCUCCUUGAGAUAGAUCUGGGAGAUCUUCGCAGAGACGAGACUGUUUCCAACUCCGUGAUUACGACCUGGCAAGUCACGUUCGAGAAGAUCCGGGGUGAAAAGCCUUCAGCGGCUAGACUUUUAUUGUUUAUGAGUUUUUUCAACCCCCACGGAAUUCCUGAGUUUGCACUGCAUAACUACAACGGGUACAUUGGGGAUUCGACAGAUAAGGCGGACGCCUUUGAGGAUGAUCUCGACGUGCUUCGCAGCUAUUCUCUUGUCUCCAUGACAGCCAAUCGAGACAUUUUUGAGCUACAUGCUACGGUGCAGACUUGCACUCGAGCCUGGAUGGCCUCCUCCGAUAUGGUAUCAAGGCUUAGGAGGUUGUUUCUGUUCACAAUGUGUGACAACUUCAAGUGCAAUGACUUUCAAGACUGGUCUACAUGUCAGAUACUGCUCCCCCAUCUAGAGUCAGUGACUCAAGAGAACCCACCAGAGGAGGAUUUAGAGCCUUGGGCUAACUUGUUGGAACAUUGUGCAAGAUAUAUGAUUGAUAGUGGCAAGUACAAAGCAGCAGAAGACAUAAGCAAGAUAGCAAUAGCCGCAAGUGCGACAAGUCUUGGAAAAGAACAUGAGACUAUUCAGGGGUGCCUAAGUGUCUUAGCUUCGGCCUAUAGGCGGCAACGGAAGUCGGACGAAGCGGAAACUGUGCUACUGCAGCUAGUCGACACCAGGAAGAGGCUGUUGGGAGAGGAGCACUCACAGACGCUCGUCUCAAUGAAUAACCUGGCCCUUACGUAUUUACACCAGGGUCGAAAUGAUGAAGCCGAAGAGCUUCUCGUUCGAAUACAAGAAGUCAGAAAGAGGGUGUUGGGGGAUAUGCAUCCGGAGACCCUAGCGACGGCAAAUAACUUGGUGCUUGCAUACGCACACCAACAUCGUUACGACAAGGCCGAAGAGAUAGGGAUCGAACUGGUGAAAGCGAAAAAGAUAGUGGUGGGCCCGGAACACCCAGAUACCCUACUAAGCAUUCACAACUUGGCUUGGUUAUCGUGGAGGCAGGGACGACUUGAGGAAGCUCUCGAGCUUCAGAAACAAGUCUUGGAUAAGAGGAUAAAGGUAUUGGGAAAAGACCACCCCGGGACCUUAGACACAUUGCAUCUCGGAUCUCAAAUAUUGAUGGAGAUGGGGGAAAACGCAAAUGCUCUGUCCCUGCUACGAUACUGCAUAGAUCGUUACCGGGAAGUCCUUGGCCCUGAGCAUCUAAACACAAUGGUUGUAGCGGAGGAACUUGAACAGCUGGAGAAGGAAAUGAGUGGCCUAUCAGGAGAGUAA